GGUUCUCUGGCAGCCAGUGGGGGGUGCUGUGUCCCUGCCCUGACAUCUCCAGGCCUGGACUGCCCCAUCUCCUCAAGCCCUCCUACACCUGGAGCCCCCACCUCCUGUCUCCUCCCCCAGCCCCUCUCCCCGCUGGAGGCUUCCCCUCCGAACCACACCAGAGCCAGCCUACAUUGCUCUCCCGCUACACGCCCUGAUAAGCAAAGGAACCACCAGAUCUUACUGCCACAGGUUGACCUGCCCCUCCCCCCCCCCCCCGGUGUAUUUACCUUCCCUUUGCCAUUGUUGGCAUUAAUAUUUCUACCUAAAACAACCCACCAUGGCUACCAUCACCGGCACCAACCAGUGAGAUCAGAUUUGCAUUAAGUUGAGAGUUCCAACUGUAAUUGGGUAAUUACUACUGAAAGUAGCAAGAUGGCAGCAAACCCUCCAGGUCAAGGUUUUCAGAAUAAAAAUAGGGUUGCAAUCUUGGCAGAACUAGACAAGGAGAAGAGAAAAUUACUUAUGCAAAACCAGUCUUCCACGAAUCACCCUGGAGCCAGAGUUCUGCAGCCAUUCUGCCAAACAUCUGAUCUUCCCAUCAUGAAGAAUAUGGACCCAUGCAUUGCACUUGCAAGAUCUUCCCUUAAUAAGGAUUUCCGGGAUCAUGCUGAGCAGCAGCACAUAGCAGCACAACAAAAAGCAGCAUUACAGACUGGACCCCUGUCUGACUGGACUCCUGCCUGGCCUUUCCUUCAGGUGGCUUUAGCAGUCUUUCUUAAUGUGCAAACAGGCCAUAGAGAGGAGGAGUCUCAUUUGCCUUCCUCCCCACCGUUUAAUAGGAUUUACAUAAGACAGGAAUCCUUUGUUUCCCAAACUUGACUCUCUUUCCCUUCCAGUGGAAAGUUACAAGUCGUCCCAGGUAAUGUUUAAUGUCGGGUGGCAAGACCCCCUGACUCUGUAGUAUCACAGCAUCCAUGAGUCAGUGGCAGUAUGGAGCGUCCACAGGAAGGCUAAGCCUUACCACAGUCCAUUGUCCUCGCUGAUGGGCCAUCAGCCCUGUCUGGCUUUUCCAUGGUUGUACCAUGGUUCAUGGUGUUAGUAGUGGGCAUCACCCAAAAUAGCAUAGUUGAAAUACAGAUUCAUAGUCCAUAUUCUUAACUUCAGAUACAGAAAUGAUACAGGCAUACAAAUGGGAUUAAUCACAUUCAGUAAAUUAUAACCUUUCCAAUGGUGUCUUGCAAGACCCAUCUUGCAUAAGGUACAUCUCAGUUAUUCAUUCAUAUCGUAAGCAUAUUUUCAUAAAGAAUAUGGAGUGAAACAUCACAUACACAACAAGCCCAAUCAAGAGUAGGGAUCUAUACUGACAGGUCUCGGCAUAUGGUUUGUGACUCAUUUGGGUCCAACGGACCAAUAGAGGUCCCAAAUCAAUGGGAGCAGGAGUUGGUCCCCAAUUGGAAUCCCAGUGGGAUAUUAGAAGCAGACUAUCUAAUUCAUCUGUUUGGAAGUUUGAAACCAAAGCGUAUCAGCAGGCUCAGACAAAUGUAAAAUAAAUGCAAAACAUGAAGUUUAAACCCUGAAUUAUUUUGGAGCUGGGGGUGGAAUUAAUGAUUUAAACAAGUGUUUUCCUCUUUCCAGCAUGCACAUGCACAUUCUUCAGGAUA
Messenger RNA from Mauremys mutica (yellowpond turtle), 1643 nucleotides. RefSeq names its product INTS3 and NABP interacting protein (gene INIP). Gene Ontology annotation, biological process: DNA repair. Lineage: Eukaryota; Metazoa; Chordata; Testudines; Geoemydidae. Gene Ontology annotation, cellular component: nucleus; nucleoplasm; SOSS complex. The coding region runs from base 415 to 861 and encodes 148 amino acids. The record is from RefSeq and is a predicted model, not a curated record. The transcript has 6 exons.